AACCACCAAGGCCCUUCAACCCCCUUCAGGCCUCUUGAUCAGGUCAAACUUGAGUAGCACCGGCCCGGAAUCCGGCCGAAUAUUUCCAGACUAUAACAAUUAAUUCAAUUGACAUUGAAAGGAGCCGGUUAUCUUUUUGUAACGGGGAAGAAACUGGUUGGGACAGAGUGGCUCAGGAUCAGAAAAAAAAAAAACCCCAAACCCAAAAUGCUGUCCGAAGAAUUCGUUUCGUCGCUCUGUGGCGGUCCCCUAUCAAGCAACACCAGUAUUGCCAAGGAUGUCGGAAUCUACGUCCACACUUUGAGUCCGGCAUAUUCCGUCAAGUCGGCCUUCAAGAAAAACUCUGCCGCACCAAAUUGCGUUGCCGUCAAUGACAGUCACAUUUUCGCCGCCCAGCAUGAAAAGGCUGCUUUGCACGUUUACUCGAGGAUACGCGGAAACCAGGAGGCAUAUGUCCCCUUCCCCGAGAAGAUACGAUGUGUGGCUUUGGCAGACGAUGUCCUGAUUCUGGGUACAGCGGAGGGAAGAAUAAUGCUUUGGGAGUUCUGCACAGGGAGAUUGGUCUCGACUCCAGCCUGUCACGUCCAGCCGGUGACCUGUCUUGCCGUGACACCUCACUCGGUCCUAAGUGGCUCGGACGAUUCCAACGUGCAAGUUUGGAGCCUUGCACAACUCUUGGAGCUUGAUCACAUCGCCGAGCAAGCUCCGGAACGAACCUUAUCAAACCAUAGGGCAGCCAUCACGGCUCUCGCGGCGAGUUCCGGCGCGGACGGCGGAUCAGGCGCCACCGAUUCAACCCUCUGCGUUUCGGCCAGCAAGGACAAGACCUGCGUCAUAUGGAACUACCGCACCGGGCUUCCGCUACGGACACUACUCUUCCCGGCUUCUCCGCUCUGCCUCUCUCUAGACCCCUGCACAAGGGCGUUGUGCCUUGCGGCCGACGAUGGCUCAGUCUAUCUGGUUGAGCUGUUUGGUGAGCCUGCACCGCUCCUAGGGCCCCAUGCUGCCGAAGCCGCAUCGACCGUGGUGCAGGUGACGUCGCCUUUUGGCAUGGCACCUCCAGAGGCGGGACCGGCGUCGUGCUUGGCGACGAGUUACGAUGGCACUGUUCUCCUGUCUGGACAUGCAAAAGGAAAAAUCCUUCAGUGGAGCCUAGCAGACAACAGUCCGCCUACCGAACUAGCGGAUCUCAAUGCUGCCGUCAGCAAUCUAGUUUUUGUGCCCCCACUGCCAUCAUCAAGUUUCGGCCAGUCGACGACAAAAUCGCCAACCAUCGUCAAACCUGCCGCCAACGCCGACAAGACCUACGCUUUCACGGCACAUUUCAAUGCAGAUCUCGGCAGUUCUACCGAGCCGAGCAGAUUUGAAAAACUGAUGAACACGCCUGGAUUCUCCGAGGAUGUGCUUAAGCAGGCGAUUCUCGGAUUCCAGCAGCCCUCCGCUGCUGCAACACCGGCAGUAACAACCAAUGGAUCAUCGGAUGACGGAAAUGAAGUGGAGGAGCUACGUCGUCAGAAUGAAGAGCUACUGCAGAUUGUCAACGAGCAAAAAGCUCUUUACAAGCAAGUUCUGCAGCGCCAAGCCGGGGCGCAAAGCUAAUGCCAGCUAGACCUUGAGAUGAAAGAUCAAGGCGAGCUCGAAAGAAAAGAUAAGAUGCAAGCCCGCUUCGCAAUUGGACCCAAACUGUUACUUGAUUUCAACACCGAUAGAUGAGAUACCCCCCGAAACCCGAAGGACAGAGACUUGAAUCAUUAGCUGCAAAGUACAAGAUACAUGGAUGUGUUUACAGACUACAAUGUGACGACUAAAACCCCUGAUCGGGAAGCCCAGGACAUGAGUAGAAACGGAGAGCAAGGUCCUUGAAACACUCAAUCGUCAGAUCCAGCUCGACUCUAUCAUUUUUUGUUUCUCGAGUGUUUCUGUGCUGUUGACCAAUCAGACACUCGGC
Messenger RNA from Pyricularia grisea, 1948 nucleotides. RefSeq lists its product as uncharacterized. Gene Ontology annotation, biological process: rRNA processing; DNA-templated DNA replication. Lineage: Eukaryota; Fungi; Ascomycota; Sordariomycetes; Magnaporthales; Pyriculariaceae. Gene Ontology annotation, molecular function: protein binding. The transcript is spliced from 3 exons. Gene Ontology annotation, cellular component: nuclear pre-replicative complex. The coding region runs from base 208 to 1599 and encodes 463 amino acids. The record is from RefSeq and is a predicted model, not a curated record.